This is a messenger RNA of Monodelphis domestica (gray short-tailed opossum), 784 nucleotides long. RefSeq names its product cell division cycle 26 (gene CDC26). The record is from RefSeq and is a predicted model, not a curated record. Gene Ontology annotation, biological process: anaphase-promoting complex-dependent catabolic process; protein K11-linked ubiquitination; regulation of mitotic cell cycle. Lineage: Eukaryota; Metazoa; Chordata; Mammalia; Didelphimorphia; Didelphidae. Gene Ontology annotation, cellular component: anaphase-promoting complex.
UAAGCUGGGGCACAGUGCCUGGGGCGCGCCAGGCGGAAAGGGAAGGGAACGGAAGCCGAGAGGGGGUCAAGAGGAGCAGCUGACGGGCGGGUGGACUUCAGGUUCAGGUAGCUCUGAUUCAAGGGCCUGCCCCGCUGUUGCCAUGACCCUAGCAAAAACUACGAUCUCCCUCCUUCCCAUCUGACUCCACAGACCUCGGAGAGAGAAUAGGCCAAUCUUCUCAUUUUACAGAUGGGGAAACUAAGAAAAUGGACUUGGGUGCUGAACUGUCAUCAGGAUGCUCCGUCGAAAACCCACUCGCUUGGAACUGAAGCUAGAUGACAUUGAGGAAUUUGAAAGUAUCCGGAAGGAUCUAGAGACCCGUAAAAAACAGAGGGAAGAUGUGGAUGUGGUGGGAGCAAGUGAUGGAGAAGGAGCAAUCAGCCUCAGCACUGACCACAAGACCCGAGAACAAAUGAUCAAUGAUCGAAUUGGUUAUAAGCCUCAGCCCAAACCUAAUAAUCGUUCCUCUCAAUUUGGAAGCUUUGAGUUUUAGAGUUUGUAGAAAAAUUAUCCUGUGUGCCUGCCUCUGACAAAGCAAUGCAAUGAAGGCAAUAUUUAAAAUACUAUUUGGAGAACUGGGUACUUGAAGACUAUUAGAAUAUUUUGUCCUCGUGAGAUCCUUGGGAGGCUUAACUUCUUUAUUGAGGAAAAAUUUGAACUCUAAUUGGUGUCUGGAGUAUUUUCAUCUUCCUCUCCAGAAAGCUUAUAUUUCAUUUUUUAAAAUAAAGACAUCUUUAGAAUA